This is a messenger RNA of Eucalyptus grandis, 4737 nucleotides long. RefSeq names its product putative disease resistance protein At3g14460. NCBI's taxonomy places the organism in Eukaryota, Viridiplantae, Streptophyta, Magnoliopsida, Myrtales, Myrtaceae. The transcript is spliced from 12 exons. The record is from RefSeq and is a predicted model, not a curated record. Bases 604 to 2799 code for a protein of 731 amino acids.
ACUUUGAUGAGUUAGUAUCUAGAUCAUUUCUUCAACAAUCAAGUGUUGACGCAUCUAAGUUUUCAAUGCAUGAUCUAUUGAAUGAUUUAGCAAAGUCAAUUGAGGGUGGGAUAUGCUUUAGCUUUGGGGAGUCUCAGCUGGCAAUUAAUGAAGAUGAUGCAUCUCUUGGAAGAGCUCGUUAUGCAUCAUUCAUCUUGUCAAGGUUUGUUACAUCAAAAUGCUUAAGGGCAUAUCAUGGAAUGAAGGUAUUAAGAAGUUUAAUUCUAGUGUGUGUUGGAUCUAUGUGAGGGAUUAAAUAGAUUAUGUAUUUCCAACAAGGUGUUGCAUGACUUGCUAACAAACUUGAAGUAUUUGAGGGUGUUUUCAUUAUGUCAUUGUAGAAUUGUAGAGGUACCGAAUUGUGUUGGUGGAUUAAAACAUCUUCGAUAUCUCAAUUUCUCGUACACUAACAUCCAAAGAUUACCUGAGUCAAUUGGCGACUUGUGCAAAUUACAAGCUUUGAUCUUAAGAGGUUGUCAUCAGCUUUCAAAGUUGCCUCAUGGUAUCACAAAGUUAGUUAGCUUACAAUUUCUUGAUAUUAGAGAUACAAAAAGUCUAAAAGAGAUGCCAUUGGGUAUCAAUAAUUUGGAGAAUCUUACUAUCUUGUCCAAGUUUGUGGUAGGAACAAAGAAAGGGCUACAGUUAAAGGAGUUAGAGAACUUGUUGCAUCUUCAAGGCGAAUUAUGCAUAUCAGAAUUGCAAAAUGUGAAAGAAGUUAGAGAUUGUGUUGAUGCUAAGUUGUUAGGAAAGGAAGGCCUAAGCAACUUAUUCUUGCAAUGGGAUAAAGAUUUCGGAAAUCUUUGGAACGAUAAGCACUAUUUUCAGGUGCUUAAUUUUUUGCAACCUCACACAAAUCUUGAAAAUCUCACUAUCUUGUACUAUGGUGGUGCAAAAUUCCCACCAUGGUUAAAUCAUCCAUCCUAUUCAAAGAUAGUGUCUUUGUGCUUGCAGAGUUGUCCUAAUGUCACAUCGUUGCCCUCACUUGGACAGCUACCUUCACUGAGAGAAUUAUCUUUUGAAGGUCUCGAUGCAGUAAGUAUAAUAGGUUCUGAAUUUUAUGGAGGUAAAAAGCCUUUUUCGUCCUUAACCACUUUGAAGUUCAAAGAGAUGUUGGCAUGGAAGGAUUGGUCUCCUUAUGCCAGGGCCCCAAAAGAAGAAGUCCCAUUCUCUUGUCUUGAGCAUCUUGUUGUCCGGGGAUGUCCUUCGUUGGUCGGGACAUUGCCUUGUCAACUUGAUCAUCUUAUAAAGCUUGAAAUUCAUUCAUGCCAACAAUUGAAUAACUCAACCAGUGAGUUAUGUCUUCCAUCUCUCGAAGAGUUACACCUUGAGGAUUGUAGUAAGGAGAUCUUGAAGAGCUUGUUCAAGCUAACUUCUUUGACAAUUCUCAAAAUUAACAAACUCAUAGAGCUUGUUUCCUUUGAUCAUCGGUUUAUGAGUUGCUUGGGCAAGCUAAGGAAGCUUCAUAUAGGACUGUGUGACAAGCUAACAUGCUUGUGGCAAGAUGGAGAUGAAACACAAAAUCUCACUUGCCUCCAGGAAUUAGUAAUAAAAAAUUGUCCUCAAUUCACAUCUUUUGUGGCAGGAGACGGAGAGAUAGAGCUACCCUGUAAUCUUGAAAGGAUGGAAUUGGUGGAUUGCACAAGUCUAGAAAAGCUUCCAAGUAAGAUGCACCCACUUAAACAUUUGGUGAUUAAGAAUUGUCCAAAAAUCAUGGCUCUAAACAUUCCUCAAGGUGACCUGAGCAGCAAUAAUUCGAUUUCUCAACUUGAAUCUCUUAAGAUACAUCAUUAUGAUUCUCCAAUAUCCUUUUCAUUUGCCAAGGGUAGACUUGCUCCUCUGAAGGCACUUCAUAUAGACAAUUGUGAGGGAGUGGAGUCGUUGGAAGGGAUUGCCGUAGAAUCGCUUGAAACAAUGACAAUUGGAAAAUGUCAAAAUCUGGGAAGCUUACCACAAUGCCUUCACAUGCUCUCCUAUCUCACUCGAUUGAAUAUUCAUAAUUGUCCAGCACUGGAGAUAGAGGACCUCCCUCCCCUUCCUGCAACCCUCUCGAGUCUUGAUCUUAAUAAUUGUUCUAAGAUAAAGUCUAUUGCCAACUGUAACAUUGCCAAGUGUAACAAUCUCACUGAAUUGUUAAUAUGGGAAUGUCUGGUAUUGGAGAUAGAGGACUUCCCACCCCUUCCCAUCACCCUGCAGAGUCUUGAACUUUGGGAUUGUCCGAUGAUAAAGUCCCUGCCAAAUAAGUGGCAUCAUCUUACGUCCCUCCAAAAGCUAAUAAUUUUCUAUUGCCAAAAUAUCAAAUGCUUCCCCAAAGGAGGUCUGCCUCCCAAAUUGCGAGUCCUUGGAAUUACGAGGCUCGUGGGUCUGAAGCAGCCAGUGAGAGAGUGGGGCUUACCCCUGCUCACAUCUCUCGAGAGUCUGGCCGUUGCGUUUAACAUGGAAGGGGAGGGAGAGAAGGAGUGGUUUCCUUUGGAGGAUAAGGAUGCUUGGAGUCUCUUUCCUUCCUCUCUAACCUAUCUUUGGAUAUAUGAUUUGAGAAACACGGAAAGACUAUCGAGCGGUCUCCGCAACCAUCUCUCCUCUCUCCAGUGGUUAUCGAUUAGAGAUUGCCCCAAGUUGAGGUACUUCCCAGAGGAUGGCUUCCCUCCCUCCCUCCAACGAUUGUGGAUACAUAGAUGCGAGAUUCUAAAAGAGCGAUGCGUAAAACUCACUGGCGACUAUUGGCCCCUCAUCCAAGAGAUCCCUGACGUUGACAUCCGGUGAAUUGAUUCGUGCAUCUACACUACAGUGAGUUUUCUUAGGGUUCGAAUACCAUUGUGAUCUUGCAUUGGCAGAAUCUCUUGGAAGGAUCACGUGCGAACGCUGCUAAGGCUGCCUACCUGCGGGUUUCCAUCAUCAGCGGUGACCAUGUGGCAUUCUUCCCAAAAGGAGUUCCAGAACAAAAUGUUCGAGCUGACAUGGGUUCCUUUGGAGUAACUGGAAAUCUUGUGAUUCAACCAAUUUGUAUCUUGCUUGGUGGUUAGAAAAAGCAAAGUUGCAUUUGCCAAGAUAACUUUCAAGCAACCUCACAUAGUUUUGCUUGACGACCCAUCCUAUCAUUUGUAGAACCAAAUGGUGGCCAUAGCUGCUGGUAGCCCUCGUCAUCAUACAUCUAGCAAAUAAUGGAACAGACACCAAUCUAAUUGUUCCAAUGUGGAAAAUAUUCAGAGUAGAGCAAUCUACAAUACCAAAUGGAUUUGGAUGUGGCUGAGGCGCUCAUUCAAGGUCUGGUCUUGUUCCAAGGAUUAAUUUUGAUGGUUGGUCAUGAUGAGCAUCUAAUAGCUAGAAGUUUGGAUGAGGUCUGGGUGGUUUCACAAGGCAAGGUGGCACCUCUCCAUGGGAAUUUCUAGGACUAUAGGAAUGUACUCCUAUUUUUAUUGAAUCAGGGAUUUUCGAUCGAAAAGCUUCGAGCUCACUUGUGUUCCUUUGGUGUAAUUGGACAUCUUGCACUUCAACCAAUGUAUACCUUUAUGAUACAUUGCCUCCCUCUACGCUACCGUUGCAUAUGUAAAUUAUUUUUGAAGCAAUUGUUUUAUGACAUUGUGAAGCCCUAAUAGAGGUGCUCAGAAAGGCAGAGUUGCAUUUGCCAAGAUAACUUUGAAAAAGCCUCACAUAGUUUUGCUUGAUGAGCCAUCCAAUCAUCUGUUUCUUGUCCAAGGAUGAGUGAGUGCAACUCUGUUGUUUUGCCUAUCCACAACUGGAGGAUUUGGAUGUGGCUGAGGUGCUCAUUCAAGGUCCGGUCUUGUUCUAAGGAGCAAUUGAGAUGCUUAGUCACGAUAAGCAUCUAAUGGCUGGAAGGUCAGAUGAGGUCUAGGUGAUUCCACAAGGCAAGGUGGCACCUAUCCAUGGGAAUUUUCAGGACAAUAGGAAGGAUAGGGAACGGGAGGGAGGAUCAAUAGCAGUGGCUACCCUCUGGAUGUUUCUUUGAGGACUUGCGUCUGCUAUGAGAUAUUCUGGUUCCGAGAAGAUCGUCACUUAGCACCACUCAUGAUUCUUUGAGGACUUGCGUCUGCUAUUGAUCCUCCUUGAAGUGGGCAAGCCCCACCACAUUUACCCCCAUCGAGGUGCUGAAGGUCCAGAACCAUUCACACGUGACAAGAUACACGCACUACCAUUGCAAAUGGUUUCAAUCUCGUGAGCUCACAUGUUGAAGAUAUACCUUGAAUUCAGGCAAAUGAAGGGAAUUUGAUCCAAAACGGAAAUGUGCUACUAUGGCUUCCAUGAUAUACAAUAUUGAGGAAUACUGUUACAUGAGUUCUAUUAUUGGACACUUCUGUUACAUUGCAAAGUUAUUGCCUGCUAUAUGAGGUUUUUGCCAUGACAAUCAUUUCCAUGUUGAGGAGCGAAACUGUUUUUCUACUUCUUCAUCGUCAGACCCUGCUUGAGACACUGUCUCACGAAUUGCUUUUAGCAGAGACUUUUGAUCUGGAGCUGCUAGGAAUUGAGCUUGAUGAUGACAUUUGUGGAGGAAAAAUUGAGGUUGUCCUGGUAGUCUCUGGCUUUGGCCGAGUAGGAUCUGCAGCGAACCAUACCUGCUUCUUCAUUUGCGAAUUGAGGGACAAAUUUUGCCCACCAUUUAAUUUUUUUAGUUGUCUUUCGAGAAUAGGACACUCACGGUCUACUGGACAAAAUCUAAGAUGCGAACAAUUAUGUUUAGGUCUG